Rhinichthys klamathensis goyatoka is the source of this 3290-nucleotide messenger RNA. It is a transcript of the gene erap2, whose product is annotated as endoplasmic reticulum aminopeptidase 2. Gene Ontology annotation, molecular function: peptide binding; zinc ion binding; metalloaminopeptidase activity. Gene Ontology annotation, biological process: proteolysis; peptide catabolic process. Gene Ontology annotation, cellular component: cytoplasm. The coding region runs from base 258 to 3062 and encodes 934 amino acids. The record is from RefSeq and is a predicted model, not a curated record. Lineage: Eukaryota; Metazoa; Chordata; Actinopteri; Cypriniformes; Leuciscidae. The transcript has 19 exons.
AUUCCUCUGCUCGGUGGCUCGAGCCCCGCUGUGUUGUCAUUUGAAUACAGAUACACAGCCAGACAGCACAUACUCAGCAGCUGCUGCAAACCAGGAAAUUGUGGGCAGGACAAAUGAAAGAGAAAAUGAAAGCAGCCGACACAAUGAUACAGCUGAAAUUCAGGGUACAGUGACUGCCAAUAUCUAACCAUUCAAAAAUAUGAAAGUCCAUCAAAUUCAGUAAUACCAAAACCAAUAACCACAAGUUAUAUUUCAAUAUGCAUCUCUUGUUUUUAAUCUUGCUCUUUCUGGAGUCACACUUUUGUGUCCAGUCUUCUGAAAGCAAUAGUCCUGUUGGCAAUAACAUGGCCACAAACGGCCUUCCUUUUCCAUGGAGUAAAAUGCGCCUGCCAAACUACAUAGUGCCUGUACAUUAUCAUCUGCUUAUUCAUCCCAAUCUCACCACAUUGAGGUUCAAUGGUUCUGUGAAGAUUGAAAUUGAUGUAAAAAACAACACAAACUGGGUGGUGCUACACAGCAAGAACCUGAAGAUCUUCACAGCCACGGUUCUGGAUGAGCAUGAGGCCCAUCUGUCAGACAAGGUGCUCUCUGUGCUGGAAUAUCCUCCACAUGAACAGAUCGCCAUCUUCUCCCCAAAGAUUCUGACCUCUGGGGAAAAAUACUUCCUGUAUUUGGAAUUUGGUGCACCAUUAAGUGAUGGGUUCUAUGGAUUUUAUAAGAGUACAUAUAGGACAAAAGCAGGAGAGACAAGGGUCCUGGCAUCCACCCACUUUGAGCCCACAUCUGCCCGAAUGGCAUUGCCAUGUUUUGAUGAACCCACUUUCAAAGCUAAUUACACUGUCAGAAUAAGGAGGGGUCCAUCACAUAUAGCUUUGUCUAACAUGCCAUUAGAACAAACUGUGGAAAUCGGCAAUGGUCUGUUUGAAGACCAAUUUGAAGUGAGUGUGAAGAUGAGUUCAUACCUGUUGGCCUUCAUUGUCUGCGACUUCAAAUCUGUUAGUGGGAUAACGGCAACUGGAAUUAAUAUUUCUAUCUAUGCAGUUCCAGAGAAAUGGCAUCAGACGCACUAUGCUCUUGAGGCUGCUUUGAGGCUUUUGGAGUUUUAUGAACAAUAUUUCAACAUACUCUAUCCCCUGCCAAAACUGGAUCUGAUAGCUAUUCCAGAUUUCCAGUCAGGUGCUAUGGAGAACUGGGGUUUGACUACUUAUAGGGAGACCUCUCUUCUGUAUGACCCUGACAUCUCAUCAGCGUCCAAUAAGCUCUGGGUUACCACAGUGAUAGGACAUGAGAUAGCCCAUCAGUGGUUUGGAAACCUGGUGACUAUGGAGUGGUGGAAUGACAUAUGGUUGAAUGAAGGCUUUGCACGAUAUAUGGAAUUUGUCUCUGUUGGGGCAGUAUAUCCAGAGCUUAAAAUUGAGGACCACUUCCUGGACACCUGCUUUGGAGCUAUUGGACGGGAUUCACUAAAUUCUUCCAGGCCAAUUUCCAGUUUAGCCGAGAACCCUACUCAGAUAAAGGAAAUGUUUGAUACUGUGUCAUAUGACAAGGGAGCAUGUAUUCUCCAUAUGCUGAGGCAUUUCUUGACAGAUGAAGGCUUCCAGAGUGGCAUAAUUCGGUAUCUUCGGAGGUUCAGGUACAGCAAUGCCAGAAAUGAAGAUCUGUGGGACAGCCUUAUUAAAACAUGUUCUGAAGAGGAAUUCACAGCAGGAGAACACUGUUACAGCAGUACUCAAGCUACUAAAAAUGCGUAUCGUUUUGCUGGGGAGCACGUAGACCUGAAGGAAAUGAUGUAUACUUGGACUCUACAAAAGGGCAUACCACUGGUCACAGUGAAGCGGCAAAAAAGGAAACUUUAUAUUGGGCAAGAACGCUUCUUAAAGAUUGUCCUGCCAGAUGAUCCCUCAUGGCAUUCACUUCAAGAUGGCUAUCUGUGGCACAUCCCUUUGACAUAUAAAACAAGUCACUCUGACCAUGAGAUAAAGCACAUUUUGUACACAAAAUCAGAUGUGUUGACGCUGGAUGAGGACGUAGACUGGGUGAAGCUCAACACUGACAUGAAUGGAUAUUACAUGGUUCAUUAUGAUGAGGAGGGCUGGAACGCCCUGACGGAGCUUCUGAGAGUAAACCACACUGCUCUGAGCUUUAACGACAGAGCCAGUCUCAUUCAUAACGCCUUCCAGCUAGUCACCGCAGGACGACUGUCACUAGACAGAGCGUUAGAUCUGAUCAGCUACCUGAAGUCUGAGACCCACAAUGUUCCUCUCCUGCAAGGGCUUGGCUAUCUUCAAUCAUUCUACAAGCUGAUAGAAAAGAGAAACAUAGCUGACGUUACUCAUAAUCUGAAGACGUACAUCUUGCAGUAUUUCAGAGAUGUGAUUGACAAGCAGUCGUGGAGUGAUGACGGGACGGUCUCAGACCGGAGACUGCGUGAAGAGGUUCUUUCCCUUGCAUGUGAUUUUGGUUAUCCACCGUGUUUGGAAAAGGCUAAACAGCUCUAUGAUAGCUGGGUGGAAUCCAAUGGUGCAAUCAGCUUACCAACUGAUGUGUCUGAGACGGUUUAUAUGAUUGGAGCCCAGGAUGACCGCGGUUGGGCCUACCUUCUGGAAAAGUAUGGUGAUUCCAUGUGUGAGACAGAGAAAAGCAAGUUCCUCUCAGCUUUAGCAAGCAGCAAGGACUCUGAAAAACUAUCAAGAUUAUUACAGCUUGGAAUGGAUGGAACUGUAAUAAAAACACAGAAUUUACCCAGUCUCAUAUACAUGGUGGCCAGAAAUCCAAUGGGUCAUUUUCUAGCAUGGGAUUUUGUGAAGAAACACUGGAAUGAACUAGUAGAAAAGUUUCCGCUGGGAUCUUUUGGAAUCAGAAGCAUCAUUGUUGGCACUGUAACUCAGUUCUCGUCCACAGAGGAGCUGAGAGAGGUUGAGGCUUUCUUCAAGUCCGUCACAGAGCAGGUAUCUCAGCUGCGUGUCACACAGGUAGCCACAGAAAACUUGGAGAAGAACAUUGUGUGGCUCAGAAGGAAUCUGGAGACCAUGAGGACUUGGCUUCAGCAAAGACUCAAUUAAAACGUAAAAAGCAGAUCAACAUUUCAGACUAGUAUUAUAUUAGUAUAAUGGUUUUGGUAUAUUAAUCAGUGGAUACUGAUUAGCAACUCCAUAUGACUUUCCAAGUUUUCUAUUAUUUUGCCUUUUUUUAGAUUGUAUUUUAAUUAUAUUGGGUAACGGCUUGAAUAAUGCAUGAUGUGUUUGCUUUUUCUAGUUUACUUUUUUAAACAGCUAUGCAGUUUCAAACCA